Molecule: messenger RNA, 888 nt
Organism: Nerophis lumbriciformis (worm pipefish)
Lineage: Eukaryota; Metazoa; Chordata; Actinopteri; Syngnathiformes; Syngnathidae
Source: RefSeq, a predicted model, not a curated record
AUGAUCCUGAACGGCACCAUCCCUCUGUCGGUGGAUUUUGACUCUGUGGGUGACUUCUUUGUGUUCAUCUUCCACAUCCUGUUCGCCACCAGCGCGGUCCUAGUUGCCGGCUCGGUGGCCCUAGGUAUCGCCUCCAGCCGUUGGCUGCGUGUCCAGAACCGUUUCAUCUUCAUGCUCAACACCAGCAUGAGCGACACGUUGACUGGCUUCUCGGUCUACUACCUGGGCCUGUUUGAUGUCCAGGAGGGCUACCCAUCCCGUAAUGGAACCUUCUACAUCCUCCCUUCUUUCCUAGGUGUCAACGUGCUGACCUUCCUGUUCGCCCAGUUUGACCGUUACCUGGCUGUGUGUCACCCAUUCUUCUACAACCGCUAUAUCAGCCGCUCGCUAGUGAUCGGUGUGUGCGCCUUCUGCUGGAUCUACACCUACUCCAUCCUCACCGUGCAGAACAUGGUGCCAAUCUCCAAGGCGGCCCAGAUCAACGCCUUCGGGGUCAUGACCCUACAGAUCAUCGUGUUGGUAAAGGUUCUGAUGACUAUCAAGCUGUAUGUGAUUGCCCGGAACCAUCUGGCCCGAGAGCCGCCCAGCGCUGAACGGGACAACAAGAGGGAGUCGCUUCGGAUCAUCGUCUUCGUGGUUAUCUGCUUCCUGGCCCUGUGGUGCCCCUCGUUUGUCAACAUCAUCGUCAGGCAGCUCACCCGGACCGGGAUCCGCUUCCGUAACGAGGCCACCAACCUGUUUGCCAUCAUGGCGCGCCUCAACGCCCUGGUUACGCCGGCUCUGUAUAUCUGGGGUAGUCCAGCUCUCAGAGGGGCCGUGUGGAGAGUCGUGUGGCGACGGGUGUGUCCCAGACGGAGGGCCAGAGUUGAUUUAUCUUCAAAGGAGUGA